AUGUUUACAUUGCUCUCUCCCAUUUUCUCUCUCUAUCUCUCCUGUUACUCUCUGACUUUGCUUAAACAUCUAUCUAUCUAUCUAUCUAUCUAUCUAUCUAUCUCAGACUUCAUAUCUAUCUCCGUCUGUAUAUCUGUACAUAUCUCAGUCUGUUCACAUUUACCUAUCUAUCUAUCUAUCUAUCUAUCUAUCUAUCUAUCUAUCUAUCUAUCUAUCUAUCAAUGUUCAUAUCUUAGUCUAUUCAUAUCUAUCUAUUUAACUACAUAUCUCAGUCUGUUUAUAUCUAUCUCAUUGUCUGUUGAUGUCUGUCUCUGUUCAUAUCUACUUUGUUUCUAUCUCUCUCUCUUUCUCUCUCUCUCUCUCACUCUCUCUCUCUCUCUUCUGUUCAUAUCUAUCUUGGUCUAUUCAUAUCUAUCUAUUCAACUAUCUAUCUAUCUCGAACUGAACAUUCUGUUCAUAUCUAUCUUGGCCUAUUCAUAUCUAUCUAUUCAACUACUUAUCUAUCUCAGUCUGUUUAUACCUAUCUAUCUCAUUCAGAACAUGUCUAUCUAUCUAUCUAUCUAUCUAUCUAUCUAUCUAUCUAUCUGUCUGUCUGUCUGUCUGUCUCAGUUUGUUCAGGCCAACCCUAUCACUCGAUAA
Messenger RNA from Acanthosepion pharaonis, 639 nucleotides. The record is from the annotation of a GenBank genome assembly. Lineage: Eukaryota; Metazoa; Mollusca; Cephalopoda; Sepiida; Sepiidae.